Molecule: messenger RNA, 1508 nt
Organism: Aspergillus steynii IBT 23096
Lineage: Eukaryota; Fungi; Ascomycota; Eurotiomycetes; Eurotiales; Aspergillaceae
Gene: brlA
Product: C2H2 type transcription factor BrlA
Exons: 2
Coding region: 1-1335 (444 amino acids)
Biological process (GO): regulation of transcription by RNA polymerase II
Cellular component (GO): transcription regulator complex; PcG protein complex
Molecular function (GO): DNA-binding transcription factor activity, RNA polymerase II-specific; RNA polymerase II cis-regulatory region sequence-specific DNA binding
Source: RefSeq, a predicted model, not a curated record
AUGGAUUCUGCCCUCGAAGCACCUCCUCGCAAAGACCGCGAUACUACUGAGACCAACGAAGAUAUGAGAUCUCAGAGUACCAUUGAUCGCCUCACCGUCGAAGUCGAUUGUUCUUCCCUGGGCUCCAACGAAUGCCCCUCAAUGAGUAACAGCUUCUCGCCUUUGGAUUCUCCCACCCCCACCCCCACCAGUAUCUACAGUCAAGGCGCAUUGGCUUCUCCGGGUUGGCAAGAGAGCGGAUCGUACCCUGGACAUACCUACGACCGCAAUCCCGGCCCCGCACCUAUGCGAAGCGCAUUUAGGCUCCCCGGCAUGCCGUCGAACGAGUCGAUGGGAAUGUCUUAUGGGAGCAUGGAGACGCAGGAACGGAUGCCGAUGCCGGACUUCCUCUCUGGAUACGAUGAGAAUGUUGAGCAGUUCUGGAUCCCGUCCGAUGCGCCGAAACCUUACGAGCCGGGGACUCAUGGUCUGCCAUACCCGCCGGUCAUGCACCAAUACCCUCCCAUGGCUCGGAGCGGCUACCGUCAUCAGAACCCGCCUUACCUGCCUGAAUCUACCACCAACCCGUGUCUAUCACGGUCGAUCUUCCAUCAACCCGAGCGGGUGCCGACUUCGAUGUCGAUGAACAACAUGAUUCCGUGGAUGGCCCCGCCGACCGAAUCCAUCCCGCAGACCAUCGCUCCUUCCCAAGUCGGUCCAGUAACACCACCUCCCUCAUACUCUGACUAUUCGACAUCGAUUAACACCUUGAAGUCACACACUCCGACGACGCCAAUUCGGUCAGGGUCUCUCGGAACGAUCUCGGGCACAGAUACCCCCAUGAGCCGACUUUCCGGUCAUGGUGAUUACCUUGAUGAAUUCCAGCAGUCGCCGGUAUAUCACGAUGGACUUCAACGUCCGCACCGUACUCUGUCCAGGAAGGUUGCCCGCAAGCAGUCGUCGAAGCAAAGCCUUUCGCUCGAGAACCUCCCCUCCAUCAUUAAGCAGGUCCAGUUCAAAUGCAAAGAGCCUGGUUGCAAGGGACGCUUCAAGCGACAAGAGCACCUGAAGCGACACAUGAAGAGCCAUUCCAAGGAGAAGCCGCAUGUCUGCUGGGUCCCCGGCUGCCAUCGGGCCUUCUCCCGCAGUGAUAACCUCAAUGCUCAUUACACCAAGACCCACAGCAAGCGGGGAGGUCGCAACCGAUACGUUGCCACUUUGGAUGAGACCAGUCCCGAUUACGAUCCGGAUUUCCGCGGCCAGCUUACACCCGACGGUCGACCAAUUUACGGGUCUAAAUUGGAAGAACCCAUGAUCGAUGCUCGCGAGUUGAGCGUGGAUGCGUGGGACGAUUGAAGAAUUACGAAUCGAUAAUCUGGGUGGAUAGGGAUAUGAUACCCUUGGGCACGACGGUGCGCCAAAUUUUCCUUCUACUAUAUUUAGAUGGGCACAGACGUUCAGGUCCGGACAGGCCUCGGUCGGCGCUUCGCGGCGUUCUUUGUAAAACAAUUUUUUUCUUUCCUUUUCUU